GAUGGCGAGGAAGGAGGAUGGCGAGGAAGGAGAGUGGCGAAGGAAGAGGAUGGCGAAGGAGGACAUCGCGCAUGGAGGACAUCGCGCAUGGAGGACAUCGCGCAUGGAGGACAUCGCGCAUGGAGAACGGAGGAGACCAGAAAUAGUGGACAUUGAUCCAGUAUGGUCGAGGUGGCUGAUCGGCCACCGGCAGGGUGAGGUGGUGCAUCGGUGA
Cyphellophora attinorum is the source of this 214-nucleotide messenger RNA. RefSeq lists its product as uncharacterized. The record is from RefSeq and is a predicted model, not a curated record. Lineage: Eukaryota; Fungi; Ascomycota; Eurotiomycetes; Chaetothyriales; Cyphellophoraceae. The annotation marks the transcript as partial. The transcript has a single exon.